Molecule: messenger RNA, 1416 nt
Organism: Seminavis robusta
Lineage: Eukaryota; Bacillariophyta; Bacillariophyceae; Naviculales; Naviculaceae
Source: the annotation of a GenBank genome assembly
AUGAAGCUGAAGAAAGCCGCCGAUGCCAUCACUGUUACCCACUAUGGGUUGGCCUCAGUUGAUUUUAUGGUAGACCAUCUCGUUUCCAAAGAUGAUCAUCCCAGCAUUCGAGUUCGCACUGCUGAAUCAAGGUACAAGACCACAAUUGAUCCUGACGCUCCCCUUAUUGCGACUGUGCUUUCUGCUAGGAAGGGUCAAAUGACCGGAGGGCAUGACAUCUGGAAGUUUGUUCUGUUUGAUGGCAGCAAUGCAUGCUGGAAGGCAGUAACCAAUAGUCUCUUGUCUGAUGAGCUACCGGAAGUGAAGAGAGGAUGUAAUCUUGUGGUAAAGGGAUACAAUUGGAUUCAUCUCGCUGGUCCUCUUGGAAAAUUCCACAGAAUCAUGGUGAUUGAUGAAUUUGAAUCGAAAGCUGCUCCUGCAUGCGAGGCUCGCCCAAUUCUUAUCAUGGAUGAUCCUGAUUUGAAUUACAUUGGUCAGACUGAGCAGUCUCUUCAGUGCAACACCACGUCGUUUCACCCUGAAGUGGUAAGGAAGUGUGCUCGAACUGCAGAGGUUGUCUUCACUUGUGCCACAUGUCUUUUCGAUCCACAAUUCAACGCAGGCUUCGUGUAUGGCUCCCCAGCUUUGAAAUGGCAGCUGUUGAGUGGACUUCCGGUGACCGUCAAGAACAGCAAGCAGGAUUUCAAGAGACUGUUUGCCGCCAGCUAUUUUGACGAAUCAGACGAAGAAUCCAUGGAGUUCUGUGAAUGUCAUACAAGAUACAACUUUGACAAGUGCGCACGCUUCUCCUUUUCGAUCCAGUUUUUGGAUAAGGACCUUCUAUUCAGGAAGAUGAUGGCAAAGGUACCCCCAGAACAGAAGUCGGAUGCUACCUGUUUCGAUGAGUUAGAGGCCCCCAAGAAACGAUGGAUGCUCUAUAGCUGGAUGGCCACCAAUGCUUUCGGAGUACAGGAAAGGUCCAAGCUACCCAGUUGCGUCGAAAACUAUGUCCGCCUGAGCUAUCCAAAUACCAAGGACCACCAUGUUUACACUGGCUACCGUCCUUUCUCUAAUCAGUCUGUAAUGUCUUCGCCUUCUCGGAAGAUUACGGCAGGUGUUUCCUCUGAAGAAGUGCCAUCCAAAGAAGCUGUUCGAACACUCGAGUAUGCUACCAAGGAAGAGAUUGCUGCUUCUAUUGGAUACCCCUACGGUUUCAACGAAGGUUCGAAGGAAGAUAAAGAUAACUCUGGUGACUCUGGUGAAGAUGUUUUUGGUGAACCAACACGUGAGGACUUCGAAGCUUAUGCAAAGGAAAUUGAGGAGGACGCUUCUCAAAAGAAGAAGGUAGCUGAAAAGAAGAUUGAUCUGUGGGAGGAUGACGUUACGGAGAGGAAGGUUUUUGGCGACAAAACCAAUUCGAAGAAGCAGUUCAAUUAG